Messenger RNA from Didymodactylos carnosus, 738 nucleotides. Lineage: Eukaryota; Metazoa; Rotifera; Eurotatoria; Philodinida; Philodinidae. The record is from the annotation of a GenBank genome assembly.
AUGCAUAAAAAGUUUGAAGACGCCAUUGAGCAAGUCUCUUAUCGUUCAUUUUUCAAUUCAGCUAGUGCAUUAUUUCGACGUCGAUUUGUUUCCGUAUCAUCUGGAAUCUUAACUAAUCGUCUAUGGCUCAAAUCACAAGCAAAUCAUGAAUGUGAUUUGUUAAUAACGUUUCCAUCUCGUAUAGAUGAGAAUAAAAUCAUAUGGUUUCUAAAGCAAUUGUUACUGUUAGAACCGGAUAUUCGAAUAAGUAUCAAAUAUCAUUUUACAACUGGUGUAUAUGGCUUUUACAUAACAUUCACAUACUCAAAGCUCUUGAAAGGUGCUGAAUCACUUCAGUUAGAAAAACCGAUUAAAUCUCAGUUUGGAGGUGGUUUUAAGUCGUUUAUAUUCGACGAGUUCGCGUUUUAUGACAAUGUUGAGUGUGAACAAUCAUUUUUAACAUCACAAGAACGUCAAUCCAUUGGUUUUUUUCUAUUAAAUGAAAUUAAAAUUCAACAAAGACAAGAAGUAUCAGGCAUUAAAUUUAAACCCGAACAAAAACUUAGUAAGAGCACGAUUAUUGUAAUUAUGUCUAAUCAUUUUUAUUUCUUUGCUUUUUUUUCCUCAGUUCAACGAGCACUUGACAAACAACUUGUAAAACAAAUCAUACCAUUACAUAACAAAGAUAAACUGAAUAAUUUGUUUCAAAAUUGGGUUUUGCCCAAAAAUAUUCUAAAACCACAACCAAUUGGUAAGUAA